AUGCAGAUUUUCGUCAAGACCCUCACGGGCAAGACCAUCACCCUCGAGGUCGAGUCUUCGGACACCAUCGACAACGUGAAGGCUAAGAUUCAGGACAAGGAGGGCAUCCCCCCUGACCAGCAGCGUCUCAUCUUCGCGGGCAAGCAGCUCGAGGACGGCCGCACCCUCGCGGACUACAACAUCCAGAAGGAGUCCACCCUUCACCUUGUCCUCCGCCUCCGCGGUGGCAUCAUCGAGCCCUCCCUCAUCCAGCUUGCGCGCAAGUACAACCAGGACAAGAUGAUCUGCCGCAAGUGA
Molecule: messenger RNA, 297 nt
Organism: Micromonas commoda
Lineage: Eukaryota; Viridiplantae; Chlorophyta; Mamiellophyceae; Mamiellales; Mamiellaceae
Exons: 3
Coding region: 1-297 (98 amino acids)
Biological process (GO): protein ubiquitination; modification-dependent protein catabolic process; translation
Cellular component (GO): cytoplasm; ribosome; nucleus
Molecular function (GO): ubiquitin protein ligase binding; protein tag activity; structural constituent of ribosome
Source: RefSeq, a predicted model, not a curated record